Bolinopsis microptera is the source of this 2939-nucleotide messenger RNA. RefSeq names its product protein phosphatase 1 regulatory subunit 37-like. Gene Ontology annotation, biological process: cell migration; regulation of Arp2/3 complex-mediated actin nucleation. Lineage: Eukaryota; Metazoa; Ctenophora; Tentaculata; Lobata; Bolinopsidae. The record is from RefSeq and is a predicted model, not a curated record. Gene Ontology annotation, molecular function: protein binding. The transcript has 8 exons. The coding region runs from base 52 to 2238 and encodes 728 amino acids. Gene Ontology annotation, cellular component: lamellipodium; plasma membrane.
AUUAACUCAGGUAGAAAUGUAAGAUGUAGCGUAUGGGGUCCUCGUAGUGUGAUGCUGCAGGAUGCUGAUGAAGAAGAGGAUGCUAGUAUCAUGGAGAGCGAGGAUGAGGGUAGUUACGAGCAUGUCCAGAAUCCAGUAGAAGAAGAAAAGAAACAAGAGAGGAGAGGGCCUGCAAUAAAGGGGAUACUAAAGAGAAAUGUAGCUACCGAGGGGGAGACCGGGAGGAAUGUUACCUUCAGAACAGUGUUAGCAGAUUACGUGGAGCCUGUACCUGUUAAUGUUAUUGAUGAUGAGGAGUAUGCUAACGUCCUGGACUCCUACAAACAACUUUGCGCCAAACUCAGGGUCAGACCUUGUCAGAAGCUAGUGGAUCAGUUGGAGGGACUGCGGGAUAGUACCCUAAAACUUGAUACUAUCGAUCUCAAAGGAACCAGACUUGACCCCGCACACUGUGAAGCGCUGGAGGCGGUGCUAAGAGUGCUACGAGCUCAGACCCUCAACAUUGAACAGACACAGCUUGAUGAUGACGGUGCUAUCUCAGUGUUUGAGAUGAUAGAGUACUACGAGCCUGUUACGAGACUCAUAGUAGCCAAUAAUGUUAGAUUAGGAGUACGUGCCUGGCUCGCCCUCGCAAGACUCCUCAAACGGGAUACGGGUGUUUUAUUCCUGUCAUCUGCGCUUGAGGAGCAGGCGUCAGGGUUACAGUUGAUAACGGUGUGGAGUAACCAGAUAACAGCAAAUAGCAUGUCCGCUCUCGGUAGAGCUCUGGCGUUCCACACCACACUGGAAGGAGUAAACUUGGGAUCUAACGCUCUGGGUAACAAAGGAGUGGAAUGUCUAAAAGAGGGCCUCCUCUCCAGUAGGUCCAUCGCGCGGCUCGUCAUGGCAAGUUGUAAUAUCACCAACGAGGGUGCUGUGGUAAUGGCAGAGAUUGUUGGGGAUCAUACCACUCUUAUACACUUGGAUCUAAGGGAGAAUAACAUCAGUUUGGCUGGAGUAAUGGCGCUAAAGUGCGCAUACGCAAUAAACCACAAGCUCCUCCGAUUACACCUUGACGUCAUGAAACGCUCCAAUAAUGACGAUCUUAUGCAGGAACUCCUCGCAGAAAUCGAAGCGUUUUCUGUCCGCAAUCUAGAAGCCCACAAAAACGCAGAUCAAUGUCCACUUUCACCGGAGGGUGAUGAUAUCGAGGGUGAAUCUGCGAUAAGUCGCUCAGAACAGGAGCAGGCAGACUAUGAACUUGCAAUGAAGCUCCAAAAAGAGGAGCGAGAGAAAUGUAAUAAUAAUAACCACAGCUCUAACAGUGUUACCAAACCUGAGGAGCGUCGUGCCCUGCCUAUCAUAUCACCUCCUAUGGCGCCUCCGCCUGACCCUACUAAAACAUUUGGCUUCUUCUCAGGACAUUACAUUAAAUUAAAACAGCGAUGGGAUGAGAGCAUUGGAGUUUACAUUAACAAAGGUGAUAUAUCUCUGGCAGCAUCGCCGGGUAACACUGAAUCGUAUAGCACCCAGCACAGCAACGAGGAAGAGGACGACCAGUUUGUGGACGCGGUCGAGGAACAAUCCGCUAGAUCCUCCAUUUCUUCUCUUGACAGUCCCACCUCUCCUACUUCCCCUGAAUUUGAUAGUCCUCCUGAUACAGUUGAUUUGUUAUACGAUGAUAGCCCGCUCUCCGGCACCAGCCCUCCUCCACUAGGAAGUCCACUUCCUGGUGGCAUAUCCUUCUUUGAUAGCCCACUCUCGGAUAUUACCUCCACAGAAAGCUCACAAUCUGAUCCUUUAAUACCCGAAAACAGUCUGAACAGUAAAGAUUAUCUUAAUCAUCACGUAGCUUUGAAGCGUAAUACUGUUAGCCACUCUCGUUACGGGUACAGCGAUAGUUUAUCCAAUACUUCUUCUGAGUGUACAAAUAACACUUCUGAGUGUUCAAAUAACGCUUCUGAGUGUACGAAUAACACUUCUGAGUGUACGAAUAACACUUCUGAGUGUACGAAUAACACUUCGUCCGAGUACACAAACAGUUCGUCUGAGUACACAAACAGUUCGUCUGAGUACACUAACAGUUCUCCCGCUAACACCUCUACAGCUGACGUGACACCCGACUACACCCCGUCACCAACAGAGUGCAGUAGCGAUGUAACCAGUGCGGACGACCGCGCCAUUUCCUCUACAGAUUGCAGUAGCGACACCGCCAGCGAGGUUAACGAUAUCCCACCAGUUUAUUACACCGGUCAUUGAUUAAACGGGUAUAAAAUCGGGUUAGAAAUAUUGUGAUGUGUCGAAGUGAUUUUUCAUUAAAUGGGAUGUGACGUCAUGUGAGGUCAUCACGUGAUGUCACGUGGUGUGACGGGAUGGCUGGCAGGGUUCCAGGAAUCAUAAUGUAAUGUUUUGUGGUGAAAUAAUAAACUGUGUGUACGUGUGUGGUUAAAGUUUGAAUCACUGAUUUUUGUGGUACAGUUUUAAGGAAUGCUCGAAUACUCAGGAAUGCACGACAUGUAAUUCGUAACGUGAAGAUUUUCUAUUUGUUUCUAACGACAUUAAAGCUAAAUAUUAGGCCGUUUCAGGAGAGAGUACAUGUUUCAAAAGGGGCUCUUAAAUUAUUUAAAAUUUCUAAAAAUUGCCAAAUUUGUUCAUAAUAUUAUAUAUAUGAUAUAUACAUACAACGAAGUAAGAGCUAGAUUUCAUAAAUCACAAAAUUUGAAAGGUAUCUGUAUUAAAAGAUUAAAGAACGACAACGCAGGACGUUGUUUUCAGUUAUAUAAUGAUAUGCGAAUAUAUGAUGAUAUGCGAAUGUUUAAUUUUGAUUUUUAUGAUUGCAUAUUUUGCAUAUUUCACUAAUAGUGGCUACGUGACAAUAAUAAAGACCUGUAUAAUGAUGUUUAUGUUUAUGUAUUACUAAUGACGGUAUCGUUCCGUUAUUCAUGAUUGAGGUUCAGGAA